CCUGGUAACAGUCAGAAAACUCAGCUAGACAUCCACCAGACUUCAUACAACUUAAUCUUCUAUAUUGUGAUUACCACAGAAGCCAAGGUUACCUAAAAGGAAGACAGUUGUUCACAUUUGGCUGCCAACUAUCUUUCUUUUGACCACUUAAAACUUCAGUCUUCCUGCCUUCCUGGCAUCAUGGAAAAAGUUCAAUACCUUACUCGCUCUGCUAUUAGAAGAGCUUCAACUAUUGAAAUGCCUCAACAAGCACGUCAAAAUCUCCAGAACCUAUUUAUCAAUUUCUGUCUCAUCUUGAUAUGUCUCUUGUUGAUCUGCAUCAUUGUGAUGCUUCUAUGAAGUUCUGCAGCCAUCUCCAGAUCUGCAACAUGCCAACUUACCUUAAAAUCUAGCAACCCAUGAAGAGAACACAAUACAGCCUACUUCCUGCGCAGAAUGUCUUUGUAAAAAGUCAAGAUUAAGAGCAAAACAAAUUGUUAGCAAAUAUAUUCAUCUGCUGGAUCUUGUAAACAAACUCUACAGUGACUAAGUGUGCACAAUGUAGCUGCUAAUUUCCUUAAAAUGGCUCAUAAAUUUCUUUCUUAAAUAUUUUUGAGGAUGAAAUGCAAGUUUUAAUUUUGAAACACUGCUAAAAAGUUCACUUUCUACAUACAGCAUUAGCUUUACUGUUAAAAAGUUCACUUUAAUACCCUCAACCUUUGACUUCAAAAUAAUUCAUACUGCACUGCCAACACUUUGAUAGUAACUAUUUUUCAGGUCUGCACCAAGUACAAUAACAGUAAUUUAAAAGAACUGUCCUUAUUCAAAGCAUCCCACUGAGACCUUACAUGUAUCACUACUACUACUACUACUACUACUACUACUACUACUACUACUACUACUGCUACUACUACUACUGCUACUACUACUACUGCACAGAAAGAUGUCUUGGAGUUACUCUGUCAGAACAAACAUACUGGAUGAAAAAUUAUGUUUUUUCUAUAUCAUAUUAAAAUUUUAAGCUUAUGAAAAUCAAAUAGGGAAAAGAUCAUAUUCUUCAACAAAUAAAAUUCCUCCUAAUUUUUCUCAAGGAUUGUGGAAUUCUAUCUAAUACAUGUAAAUUAAUCAUCAAUCUACCUUUGAGAGCACUGUGAUCAACGAGUAAGAACAUCUUACUGUGUAACUGUCAUAACUGUCAAUACUAAUAAAAAGAAUCUAAUCUUAA
Nannospalax galili (Upper Galilee mountains blind mole rat) is the source of this 1204-nucleotide messenger RNA. RefSeq names its product phospholamban (gene Pln). The transcript is spliced from 2 exons. Gene Ontology annotation, molecular function: ATPase inhibitor activity. Gene Ontology annotation, cellular component: membrane; sarcoplasmic reticulum. Gene Ontology annotation, biological process: negative regulation of calcium ion import into sarcoplasmic reticulum; negative regulation of heart rate; negative regulation of ATPase-coupled calcium transmembrane transporter activity. Bases 181 to 339 code for a protein of 52 amino acids. Lineage: Eukaryota; Metazoa; Chordata; Mammalia; Rodentia; Spalacidae. The record is from RefSeq and is a predicted model, not a curated record.